This is a messenger RNA of Xiphias gladius (swordfish), 6873 nucleotides long. It is a transcript of the gene astn1, whose product is annotated as astrotactin 1. Gene Ontology annotation, biological process: neuron migration; neuron cell-cell adhesion. The record is from RefSeq and is a predicted model, not a curated record. Lineage: Eukaryota; Metazoa; Chordata; Actinopteri; Istiophoriformes; Xiphiidae. Gene Ontology annotation, molecular function: protein binding. Bases 1 to 3954 code for a protein of 1317 amino acids. The transcript has 24 exons.
AUGGCGAGCGUCAACAUGGUGCCGCGACCGCUGCUGCUGGGGCUCGUGGGGGUCCUCCUGGCCGCCCAAACGGCUCGUGUGCGAUGCCUGAACGGCGACGAGGACCAGAGCCAGGACACCGAGUGCAAGAUGAAGAGCGUCACCGUGUCGGCGCUGCCGUUUCUGAGGGAGAACGACCUGAGCAUCAUGCACAGUCCGUCGGCCUCCGAGCCCAAGCUGCUGUUCUCCGUGAGGAACGAUUUUCCCGGGGACGUCGUGGUGGUGGACGACCUGGAAAACACCGAGCUCCCCUUUUUCGUCCUGGAGAUCUCUGGAAACUCAGAGGACAUCCCUCUGGUGCGCUGGAGGCAGCAGUGGCUGGAGAAUGGCACUCUGCUCUUCCACAUCCACCAUCAGGAUGGCAGCCUGAACCUCCCAGAGCCAACUGAAGACCCCGCCAACAAUUCUGCAAAGGAGGAGCUCCGCAUCUUGCACAUCUCUGUGAUGGGCGGGAUGAUCGCCCUUCUGCUGUCCAUCCUUUGCCUGGUCCUGAUCCUCUACACCCGCAGGCGCUGGUGUAAGCGCCGCCGCAUCCCUCAACCUCAGAAGAGCGCCAGCGCUGAGGCAGCUAAUGAGAUCCACUAUAUCCCCUCAGUGCUGAUGGGAGGCCAGGCCCGAGAGAGCUUGAGGAACUCACGGGGUCAGGGGCCAAACUCCAGUGGCACCCUCAGCAUCCGAGAGACACCGAUUCUGGAUGGGUAUGAGUACGACAUAACCGACCUACGUCACCACCUGCAGCGGGAAUGUAUGAAUGGUGGCGAGGAAUUUGCCAGCCAAGUCACCCGUACCCUAGACUCCCUCCAGGGCUGUAAUGACAAGAAUAAUAUGGACCUCACACCUGUGAGUGACAACACCAAGCUGGCACUAAUGAACAAAUACAAGGACAACAUCAUCGCCACAAGUCCCAUCGACAGCAACCACCAGCAGAAUACGCUGCUUCCACACAACACCUCCACUAGCCAACGCAAACGCCUCUCCAGCAACACCCGUGCGGGUUCAACUUUCUUGAACCCAGACGGGGACUCUGGGACGGAGGCAGACAGCGAGCCUCAGCUGGCCUUUUACACCGACCCAAACCGCAGUCGCCGCCGGAGUCGAGGUAUGAGAAAUGGUAACGCCAACAGCGCGUGGGGCUCAGGGGCAGGUUCCCCCCGGAGCCCCAUCAGUAAGACCACCCUGACUCUGAUCAGUGUCAUCAGCUGUGUGAUCGGCCUGGUUUACUCCUCUCACCUCUCCUGCAGCCUCUCAGUCCGGGUAAUCCUACAUGUGCCGGAGCACCUCAUCGCUGACGGAUCAAGGUUCAUUUUGCUGCAGGGGAGCCAGCUGGACGCUUCAGACUGGUUGAACCCUGCCCAGAUCUUGUUGUACUACCAGCAGAAUGCCAGCGGGCCCUGGGUCAGCGAGCUGUGCGGGCGACGCCUCCUGGACCCCUGUGAGCACCAGUGUGACCAGGAGACAGGAGAAUGCCUUUGCCUAGAUGGCUACAUGAAAGACCCAGUCCACAAGCACCUCUGCAUCCGCAGUGAGUGGGGGCCCAAUCAGGGUCCCUGGCCUUACACCAUCUUCCAACGCGGUUUUGAUCUUGUGAUGGGAGAACAACCCUCUGAUCGCAUUUUCAGGUUCACAUAUACGUUAGGAGAGGGAAUGUGGUUGCCGUUGAGUAAAAGCUUUGUCAUCCCCCCUGCUGAGCUCGCCAUCAACCCCUCAGCUAAGUGCAAGACGGACAUGACAGUCAUGGAGGAUGCAGUGGAUGUACGGGAGGAAUUGAUGAUCAGUUCAUCCUUUGACUCUUUGGAGGUUCUCUUGGACUCUUUUGGACCAGUUAGAGACUGCACCAAAGACAACGGAGGCUGCAGCCGCAACUUCCGCUGCAUAUCUGACCGAAAGCUGGACUCCACCGGAUGUGUGUGCCCUCCAGGGUUGAGUCCUAUGAAGGAUGGGACCGGGUGCUACGACCACCACAUCGGCAUUGACUGCUCUGACGGUUUCAAUGGAGGAUGUGAGCAGCUGUGUCUCCAGCAGCUGGCCCCUCUAGAGGAUGACCCAACACUCUACAACAUCCAGAUGUUCUGUGGGUGCAUCGAGGACUACAAGCGUGGUCCAGAUGGGAGGUCAUGCCUGCCGCUUUCUGAGGCCUGCACGGAGGGAAUCGACUGUGGGGAAGCAGCGGAUAUCCCAGCUAACCAGACUGUGUUCGGAGACCUUUUCUACGGAUACAACAACCACACCAAAGAGAGCACCUCCGGACAGAUCCUCAAGGCCACAUUCAGGCAGAAGAACUUUGCCCGAGGCAUCGAGCAGCAGCUCCCAGAUGGCAUGGUGGUGGCAUCAGUGCCAAUGGAAGUUCAGUGCCACGAGGAGCUGUCGGACCCUGUGCCCGACCCAGAAUACCUCACAGGUAUGGUGAACUACAGCGAGGUUUCCGGCUACCCCCUUGUUCAGCACUGGAGUCUUCGCUCUGUGCUAUACCACGUCAAACUCAAUCAGUGGGUCCUCUCUCAAGCCUUCAGCUCUGCCAUCCAUUCUCUGGACGGGGCGACGCAGCGGAUUGACUUUGUGUCCAUCCUCAGGGAGUUUGGGAACCACUACGUGCAGGAGGCAGUGUACGGGUUCCAGGAGUCCUGUACCAUCUGGUACCCCAACAAGCAGGUCCAGAGACAGCUGUGGCUGGAGUACCAGGAUAUUAGCAAAGGUAACUCACCUUCAGAGGAGUCAGAAGAGCGUGACAAGGAGCCCAGGACGCUGACUUAUCCUGCAUAUAUCGCCAGUCUGCUGGACACAGGUGCGAAGCGUAUGGCGGCCGGUGUCCGCAUGGACUGUACCAGCCAGGGCCAGUGCCCACGCUCCUGCCACCUCUGCCACAUGAGCCCGAGGGCGGCACAAGGUCGGCAGCAGUCUGAGCCUGUCCUGCUGCAGAUUACUAAGGCUGCACCCAUCUAUGAAUUAGUGUCCAACAAUGAGACAUACCAGGCCCUUCAGGAUGCAAUGAUGAGCAUGCUGUGGUGUUCAGGGAAGGGCGAUGUUAUCGAUGAUUGGUGUCGGUGUGAUUCCAGUGCUUUUGGCACAGACGGGCUGCCCACCUGUGCCCCACUUUCCCAACCUAUGCUGAAAUUGUCUUACACCUACGAGCCCAGCAGCUCAUUGGUCAUCAUGGAGUGGAACCACACUGAGCCACCAAUCGGUGUUCGGGUUGUUGAUUACCUCAUCAGCCAGGAGAAGGUGACAGAGAGGACUGACCACUCCAAAGUUGAGACAGAAACCCUUUUGAGCUUCGUGGAUGACAUCUUGUCUGGGGCCAGGUCUCCAUGUGUGAUGUUAGGGGAUAUCCCCAACCUCCUGUCCACUUCAGUCAGUAUGAUCAUUCGCUGCCUGGAGCCUGACACCACAUACAUGUUCCGGCUGUGGGCAGUAGACAACACAGGGCGCCGUUCCAGUCCAAGUGAGGUCACCAUCAAAACCCCGUGUCCAACUGUGGAUGACGUCAAAGCACAAGAAAUAGCCGAUAAGAUCUAUAACCUGUUCAAUGGCUAUACCAGUGGGAAGGAGCAACAAACGGCUUACAACACUCUGAUGGACCUGGGUGCUCCCACACUGCACCGUGUGCUCUACCACUACAACCAGCGCUAUGAGAGCUUCGGAGAAUUCACCUGGAGGUGUGAGGAUGAGCUAGGACCCAGGAAGGCCAGCCUCAUACUCUCCCAGUUAGAUGAACUCUCCCCAUGGUGUAAGGGUCUUCUCCAGGAGCCAAAGAUUGGCCUUCGCAGGAUGUCCCUGAAAUUCCUGUCCUGUCGUUACACUGACACCAAGGCUUUCGGCUUGAACUGGUCAGACAUGGGCCAGGAUGUACACAAGGCCUGCGACGAGCAGACACUCACUGUCAUGUAUAAUGACUAUGGUGAGCCCAAGGAGCUCUAAAGGUGUUUCUAAGGUUUCAUUGUGGAUGUGCACAGGAAUAUGGGAGAUUUGUCAAAUCCAACAAAGAAGUAAAUACAAUGCAGGUUUUACAUGUAUUUCCAUAAGAUAUAUGCAAAUAUAUAUGUAUUUAUGGUGACAUAAACAAAUUCUAAACAUAAUUUGAAAUGCCAUUUACUCUACUACACCACAAUGUAUUCAAAAGUCUAAUCAGAGUUUCCAGGAGGGAGGUGGUCUCUGCAGCAUGAUAAUCAUAUAAUAAAGUCCACUCCUCCCUUGCAAUGAUAACUGAAAAUCAGCGCAAGCUUGAAACAAUCUGCAGAUGCUUGACAAUAAAAGCCUUCCUAGCUUAAUGCCUCAACAUUUCUAAUUGGUCCAUCAUUCAUUGCUGUAUAAGACUGCAUAAUAAUGAUACAUAUUUUCUUUGUUAUACAUCAAAAUUGUAUGGAGUGAAGCACCAUUGGGAGCAAACAUCUUAUUGGAAGCAACUUUAAGAACAUGCAUUCUGUUUCACUUUUAUUUCUUUGUUGGACUAAACGAUCUCCAUCUUAAAUCUUUGAUACUGAAAUAGAACACUUUUAUCUUUUUCUUUUCUUUACCCUUUGCUGCAAAAAUCUUACAUUUUCAUUGUGUAGGUUAGAUCAGAAGGUAAUACCAUUUGGCUUCUUCAUAUUCAUUCAGGUAUUAAAAGGUCAGAUCUGGGACAUAAAGGGUUAUACAUCAGCUCAUUUGUGCCUGUUUAAAUCAAAAGUCAUAGUCAUACCGUUAGAAAUAAUGAAAAAUUAUAAAAGGCAACUCUUGAUGUCAAACAAGAGAUCAAAAAAAAAAAACAAUAGUGAUAGUGACUUUGUAUGCAUCCCACAUCCAUCAUACAGCCUGGAUACAGUUAGUUGAUUCUUAGACCGAACUAGUGUAAAAUCGGUGCUUUGUUUCUUUGAAAGUUUACAUGAUGAAUGGACACAGGAGAGACUGGAUGCUGUAAAAAAAAAAAAAAUUACAGUUAUAACUCAUUUUAGCUUUUAGCAGUAUCACUUAUACAUUCCAACCACUGAUAAAUAUUUUAGUGGUUCACAGCUUCCGGUGCUUGCCGGACGCAUUUAUUAUGAAUAGCUGCAACACACUCAGCAGGUGAACACUUGGGCUAAACAUCAAGUAUCUCCUCAAGUCGUUUUUCGGUACAUGUUGCGCGAUUGCGUGGAGUCAGUCAUACAUCGACACAUGCAGUUUUCACUUAUCACUUCUUUAUUGACAGAUUUGACUCCUGAACUAGUACUUACAAACCUGGUUUUGUUUUUUGUCAUUUUGACAUGUUGAAGCGCUAAUGCAGUGGAAGAUACAUAAGGAAUUGUCAUGUAACGGAAAGAAAGCCAGUAUUUUACAAAGGUAUCUAUGUUUAUCCGUGAUGAGGUAGCAUGUGAGCAGUUUUUAAAGUAAAAGAGAUUUUACUAGAAAGGUCAAAUAAAGAAAAAACUAUGUGGGAGUUAUUUUAGUAGUGCCGACAUAUAGUUUUAGCAAUAUAACCUGCUGAAUGUAGUACUGAUUGUUUGCAUGUGUAAAGGAAGCUGUUAUAAAGGAGUUUUACUUAAUGACAGACAUCACAGCCCGGUCGAUUAUCUCUACAUGCUCAACUAAACAUGCCAAAAUGAUUUGACGGUAUUUUCUUUUAUCAUUUUACAGUUUCGACAUCAUACCUGAUCUAACCAAUGAACUCUGUUAAAACUGAUCAUUCUAGAUUGAACCUGUAAAUUAACAGCGUCUCAAUGUUUUCAAAAUGCUUUUCUAUGUUUAAAUUUCAUGCAAUCGUUAGUCUUUAGAAUGAUCUUUUUGACAUUUCUGCUUAUACUGUGUGUUUAUUGUCAGAAUAUUUUUACUUUCAUUUGACUGAAUUUGUUAUGUUAUUCUGUGUUAUUUUAUUACUGUGCAGUGGCCAUAUUGGAGAUUGAUGUCAAAGAAAUGCAAAUGCAUAUUAGUUGUUGAUUUUUUUUUUUAAACAAAUCUCAUAUGUGAAUACUAAAUUGAACGCUUGUAGAUUUUUGUAUAGACAGCAAAGUAUUUCAUAAAUGCAUCACAUUCUAGCACAGUACUGUGUUUUAAUUCUGUAUAUAAAUGUACAACAGCUGAUAUUUUACAACAUUUACGUGUGCUUUAGUAGAUACAAUAUUGUACUGUAACAUCUGCUGUGUAGCUUAGUCUUUGGAAUCAGAUCAAGUCACUCUUUCCAGUUUUAAAGUAAUGAGCAGAAGGUUUUACUUUCUUAGAUCUGAUUGGACUGAACGUUUGUCAUUAACUGUAAGUGACUGGUUGGUUAAUUAAUAGACCAUGAUAUAAUUCUAUCUAACGAAAUGGUAAAAUAACAAACUUAUUGAGUGGAAUUGAACAUUAAAUGAAUAGGGCCUGGAGACCUCCUGACCUUUGAGAGAAAUGUCAACCCAACCAUCUACUAUCUGCAUGAUAUUAUUCCUUCUAUACUGUACGCGGCUUCAUAAUCUUCAAAUCUUCAAAUCUUUUUCACUAUAAUCUUUGCUACUUCAAAGAACAAUAAAGAAUACACUAUGAAAAGUGGCCGUAUAGACACUUCUGAUCUUUACUCUGAAUCUUACAGAGCCUGUUAGCUCCUGCAGCCUGUCAUGUGUUAGAAAUAUUUUUUUUAAAUUUAUAUGCACACAAAAUAUGAAUGCUCCAGUAUGGCUGUCAAGUUACUGUAGCAAUGGGCACUGAAGUUACUGGUCGUUGUGGUUACUCCAGUCAGUCAGGGAAAAGGACCCAGACUGUUAAAAGCCAGCCUCUUCCUGUGGGUUAUCCAAAUUACUCAGUGUACAUGCACAGGAAUCCACACAGGUGACAUCCUGUGCCAAUGGACAUAAAUCCAAUAAAACCACCCAGAAACAAAUUAUAGGGGUCAUUAUAAAGUUGCUAUUUAUU